AUGUCUUCUGCUACUCUCAGUCGUACACUGAACCUGCGAUGCUCAGACGGCGCUGCUCAGACGACCCAUAACGCUCAGGACAUACCCCAUUCUCCUUCUCGCUUAGCUGAGGAUUUUGCAAAUGACGACUACAAUAUCACCGCUAGAGAAUCUGCAAGCACCCAAUUUAAUAUGACAAUAGCAGAUUACCAGGAUGGCAAAUGGCCGCGAAACGUACGGGAACGGGUAGAGCUGAAUAGCACGCCCAUUCCAGAUCAACUAUGGCGGAAAGACAUCGAAGACAUGCUACCGAAGAGCAUAUUCGAAGUCGAGGACAUUGACGAUGCCACACCGGGUCGAAGCUUUCACCUAGGGACCAUUCUGAACCCAGUGUGGAUCGACGGGCCAAAGGUCGGACUUCAAGCGACAGGCCACGCAGAGGCAAACGACGUGUGGGGUCCCGAAACUGACCUUCGCCCAUUUUUGGGUGCGACACGUUGGGGGAGGGAGGACGACUACCUCAUCGUACAAGACGCCACGUUCGAUGGUGAUCACAACUUGAUCCCGCAGUUGGCAUAUAUAUGGAGGAUGAUCCCACCGAUCAUCGAGGAAGUAACCAUAUGGUGA
Molecule: messenger RNA, 606 nt
Organism: Fibroporia radiculosa
Lineage: Eukaryota; Fungi; Basidiomycota; Agaricomycetes; Polyporales; Fibroporiaceae
Exons: 3
Coding region: 1-606 (201 amino acids)
Source: RefSeq, a predicted model, not a curated record